Diachasma alloeum is the source of this 2930-nucleotide messenger RNA. RefSeq names its product alanine aminotransferase 1. Gene Ontology annotation, biological process: biosynthetic process. Lineage: Eukaryota; Metazoa; Arthropoda; Insecta; Hymenoptera; Braconidae. Gene Ontology annotation, molecular function: pyridoxal phosphate binding; L-alanine:2-oxoglutarate transaminase activity. The record is from RefSeq and is a predicted model, not a curated record. The coding region runs from base 964 to 2598 and encodes 544 amino acids. The transcript has 3 exons.
UGACUUGUACCUUACCACGUGGAAGAAAGAAAAACACUCCUCAAAGAGAUCAGCAAGAGCAAUUGCUCUUGCAGACCUCUCCAGUGGUUUGGGGUUAACCCCAGACCACUGAAUAUUUAAGAUAUCCUAAAGUCCCUCAGAAGCAGAAAUUAAAGCUAUUUCAAAAUUCUUCAAAAAUUUUUCAAUUCAGAUAUAAAAUAUGUUUAACAAAGACACUAACUAAUUAAUUAACAUUAAGAGACUAUUAUACAACUUAUAUAUUUUACUACUAUGUAUGGGAGGGUGGCGUAAAAUGGAACUUUUGACUUUUUAAAAAAUAUUCAUAACUCAUACACAUAUUUAUCAAUUCAGCUCAGUCUAGGCUCCUCUCAAGGGGGCAGAAUCUCCCUUUUCAUUGAAAAAAAAUGAUUCAAUUUCAUCAACAAUUCAGUCAUUCAUUAGCAUUUGAAAAAAAGUAAAAAGUGUCCAUUUAACCCCAUUGUCCCCCAAUGAUAAAUUGUAAUACAUUUAUUGUACCGUGUUACCACUUGGCCCUUGAAAUAUUCUUCGCGCUCCGCAGGCCCGUCGCGCGCAUUUAACCCCGACAUGUCAACAAAAACAAAACAUCCCCGAGGUACCCUCACUCGCGCCACCUACUCCACCCAGUAUCACCAACCCAUCGAUUCCCAGUGUCUUGACUCGGCCCUGCUAUUCCAUAAUAAGAAAUUGACAAAUCUCGGUGACUGGCAGUUGGUGGUUUGCAUCCGUUCCACCACCAGUCUCCCCGAAAUUGCUCCGCGAUACGUGUGUGAGCGAUCACCGAACGCGCCAUAAACUACACAUUCGUCUUCAAUCCCCAGCCGCACCCCCACUCCCCGAGCGGACCCUCCCUCCCAUAAAUUUUUCCAACUAUCACAGUCAUCUUCUUACCUUUUUACUCUCCUCUCUUUUUUCCGCUCUCUCACUCUCUCUGUUCCCCGAUAAAUGCACAGCGUAGACCUCAUCAUGUCGCACACGCGAAACUUGAGGAGUGCGGUGGCUGGAGGUGCGUCCGUCCACCAAUGGAAGUGCGGGGUGCGGGGCAUUGCUGGUACGGCAUCAGGCCGAAACAUUGGUAUGACAAGGCUAGUGCAAUCAGUGACCGGCAUCGUAACAGUCAAUCGUCGCACCAUGGCCGGAUCAGCUGGAAAAACUCUCACUCUUGACAAUGUUUACUCGAAUCUGCGUCGCAUGGAGUACGCGGUGAGGGGACCUCUGCUCAUUCGAGCACUCGAGAUUGAGAAGGAACUUGAAAAGGGGGCAAAGAAACCGUUCAAAGAGGUCAUCAAAGCGAACAUUGGAGACGCCCACGCGAUGGGCCAGAAGCCCAUCAAAUUCCUGCGUCAGGUACUGGCCCUGAGUGUCUCCCCAGAGCUCCUAGACGACCCCCGGUACCCGGAGGACGCCAAACAACGCGCGAGGGAGAUCCUUGCCGGGUGCAAGGGCUCCAGUGUUGGGUCUUACUCCGAGUCAGCUGGGAUCGAGGUAAUCAGGAGGCACGUGGCCAGGUACAUUCAGGAUCGCGAUGGCAUACCGGCUGAUUACAAGAAUAUCGUGUUAUCGAAUGGUGCCUCAGACGGAAUCAAGACCUUCCUGAAGCUCUUCAACGAAGAGAUAAAUGGCAAGCCCUCGGGUGUGAUGAUCCCCAUCCCCCAGUACCCCCUCUACUCCGCAGCCCUAGCCGAAUUCGGCCUCUGCCAGAUCGGCUACUACCUCAACGAGGCCAACAGGUGGGCCCUGGACAUAGCCGAGCUGGAGCGUGCCUACACGGAGUCCAAGAAGUCCUGCAACCCUCGAGUCCUCGUAGUAAUCAACCCAGGCAAUCCAACAGGCCAAGUUCUCACCCGUUCCAACAUCGAGGACAUCAUAAAAUUCGCCCACAAGAACCACCUCUUCAUCCUGGCUGACGAGGUCUACCAGGACAACGUUUACGACAAAGACAGUGCCUUCCACGCCUUCAAGAAGGUGAUGAUGGAGAUGGGUGAGCCUUACUCAAAACUCGAACUGGCGUCCUUCAUGUCGAUAUCGAAAGGCUACAUGGGCGAGUGCGGAAUACGCGGGGGCUACGCUGAAUACGUUAAUAUGGACCCAGAGGUGAUGGCUAUUCUCUCGAAGGCAAUCUCUGCUAUGUUGUGUCCAACAGUGCUCGGUCAGGUGGUGAUGGACGUCGUGAUGAACCCCCCGAGGCCGAACGAGCCUUCGUACAAGGAAUUCGUGGAGCAGAAGACAGAUGUCCUCAAGUCCCUGGCGGAGAGGUCAAGACUAGUUGUCGAUACGCUGAACACAAUUCCUGGGUACCACUGCAAUCCUUCGAUGGGAGCCAUGUACGUCUUCCCCAGGCUCGAUCUACCUCAGAAGGUUAUUGAUGCUGCUAAGGCCGAGGGGAAAGCCCCCGAUGCCUUCUACGCUUUCAGACUGCUGGAGACCACGGGGAUAUGUGUCAUCCCUGGGUCUGGAUUUGGACAGAAACCUGGGACCUACCACUUCAGGACGACUAUUCUACCGCAGGUCGACAAGAUCAAGACGAUGCUCAAUAGUAUCAAAGAUUUUCACAUAAAGUUCCUGAAGGAGUACAGCUAGGCCGCUCUGGAGAUGAUUUUUUUGGGGAUUUGAUCGGGGUGAAGUGGCUGGAUGGAAAUUCUCUGUAUGAAGAGGUUUUAUGAGAUUACGAAUUCAUCACUUCGCCACUGAAAUCAUCUGCCAUCUAAUUGUUUGUGACAUUAAUGUUAAUUUAGUUUAUCGUAUUUUGAGUAUUCUACGCUUGUAAAUGUUGGAUAUUUCGAGUCCCGUUUAUUUGUAUAUACCAAUGUAUCAUCGUUCGAUGGAAUCUAACUGUGAAUAAAGAGAACAAUAAAAUUUUAAUAUUAACUGAUGUAUGAAAUAAAGAGAUGUUGAUUAAUUUCGAUGAGUAA